AUGGCUAGCUCACUCCCAAAACACCUCACCAUCCUCGGGGGCUCAGGCUUCCUUGGAAGAAGAAUCGCCCAAACCGCAAUCCUCAAUGGCUACUCCGUCACCGCGCUUUCCCGUUCAGGUAAACCCCCGGCAACAACCUCCCCCGUGGACUCCCAAUGGGUCUCCAAGGUCAACUGGAGACCAGCAAACAUCUUCCAACCAGACUCCUACAAACAUUACUUGGAGGAUUCCGACGUGGUUGUCCAUUCGAUCGGGGUUAUCCUCGAGAAGGUAAACUACAAAAAAGUGGUGAAUGGUCCAGGGUCCGGGUUCAUCAACACCCUUCUAAGCUUUUCUGGCAACAAAUCUGUCGGGGACGACGCAGUCGCCGCGGCCUCGGGCAAACUAGACACUUAUGAAAAGGUCAACCACGAGUCUGCGGUGCUUCUUGCCGAAGAAUACCUCAAUUCCACCAAAGUCCCCCACCCAAAGUUCGUGUAUAUUUCCGCAGAUAACGCUCCCGCAAUAGUCCCUGGCGGAUACAUGAAGUCCAAGCGGGCUGCCGAAUUUGAUUUGAUGGAAUUGUCGCAGCACACCAACCUCACCAACUUGAUUGUUCGUCCAGGAUUCAUGUUUGAUGAAACCGAUCUGACCUCGGUUCGUCUGGGUCUUCAUAAGGUGAUAGAUUUUGCUCAUGGGGUUCCUGGGAUUGGAAGUUUGGUUAGUCCUAGCAUUAGCACCCAACAGGUUGCCAAAGCGAUAUUUUCAAAGUUGGAAGAAGGGACUAAUGUUGAAAACGAAGUGGUUUCUCUUGAGAACUUGAUGGCUAUGGAUUGA
Molecule: messenger RNA, 816 nt
Organism: Saccharomycopsis crataegensis
Lineage: Eukaryota; Fungi; Ascomycota; Saccharomycetes; Ascoideales; Saccharomycopsidaceae
Gene: COQ11
Product: ubiquinone biosynthesis protein COQ11
Exons: 2
Coding region: 1-816 (271 amino acids)
Cellular component (GO): mitochondrion
Molecular function (GO): protein-containing complex binding
Source: RefSeq, a predicted model, not a curated record